Molecule: messenger RNA, 1110 nt
Organism: Penicillium malachiteum
Lineage: Eukaryota; Fungi; Ascomycota; Eurotiomycetes; Eurotiales; Aspergillaceae
Product: class I SAM-dependent methyltransferase
Exons: 10
Coding region: 1-1110 (369 amino acids)
Molecular function (GO): methyltransferase activity
Source: RefSeq, a predicted model, not a curated record
AUGCCAGAAGAUAACUUCAAAGAUCAUAUUACAGUCGACCCCGACAUUUAUGCACUCACUAAUGCAUACGAACUCGAUGACAACCAAUCUGAGACAACUUCUCUCGCCUCAUCAAUUUACGGGGGUGAUGGAAAAUGGGCAUACCAAACCAUCAGAGAGGGCGAAUACUGGGGUCCAUCUGAUGAACAACAAUUUGAAGCGCUAGAAGCAGGUCAUUUGGUAGCACUGGUGAUGGACUCCGAGUCCCGAAAUCCACUAUUUCAAGCCCCAGUCAAAGACCCCAAGCGUAUCUUGGAUAUUGGUACAGGCCGAGGCAGCUGGGCUGUCGACGCUGCUGACUCGUUCCCAAAUUCCACCGUUUACGGAGUUGAUCUCUAUCCCCCUCCAAUCACUUGGAUGCCACCAAAUUGCAUCUUGGAAGUGGACGAUGUUCUUCAAGAAUGGACCUGGCGUGAGCCAUUCGAUUUCAUUCACAUGCGCUUAAUGCUUGGCGCAUUCUCAGCAGAGGAGUGGGACACUGUUUAUAAGCAGUGCUAUGAUAACUUGACUCCGGGUGGUUGGUUUGAGCAAUUCGAAGGAGGCUGUGAUCUACUAUCUGAUGAUGGUAGUUUACCGGAGGAUAGUAUCUUGACUCAGUGGGGCAAGAAUAUCGUGGCCGCCGCCAGUAAUGCUGGAAAGCCCGUUGACACACUCGACACCAUGCGGACUGAGAUUGAAAAGGCCGGGUUUGUUGAUAUUCAUGAGAAGGUAUACAAGUGGCCUAUUGGGCCUUGGCCAAGAGACAGUGUGCUCAAGGAGGCUGGACGACUGAGUUAUCACAUGUGGAGAACCGGUAUGGAAGGAUGGGCAAUGUACUUGCUCACAAAGUAUGGUGUUCCUGAGCCGUGGAGCAAAGAAGAGGUUCAAGUAUACGUUGCAAAGGCACGAAGGGAUAUCCAAAAUCCUACUUAUCAUAUUUACCAUAAGUCACGUCGUAUUUGGGCGCGCAAGCCAACAGAAGCGGAAUUGGCUGCUAAAGCUGCACAGAAGGCGAGGAAGAUUGCUGAGCAAACUACAAGAGUCAAGGAAGAGCCUCUUUCUCCACUAUUCUCACCAUCUGACGUGUUGUGA